UCUUCGAUUUUGUUUUAGGCUUCCAGCUCUCUCAUUUGUCAUUGCUAUCAUAUAUAUGACUGCCUUCUCUUGUGUUCCCUUUUCAAUCUUAGAAAAUCCUUCUCUGCUAUAUUCAAGAAAUUUUCUCCUUUUUUCCCCCCCUCAUUGAUCAGCUAAGUUAUGGCGAGGACAGGAAACAAGAGUUUACAGGCCAAACUGGUACUUCUUGGGGAUAUGGGAGCAGGGAAGACAAGUUUGGUUCUUAGAUUUGUUAAAGGCCAAUUUUCCGAAUACCAGGAAUCAACAAUUGGAGCAGCAUUCUUCACUCAGGUUUUGUCCUUAAAUGAAGCCACUGUGAAAUUUGAUAUAUGGGACACAGCAGGGCAGGAACGAUACCACAGUUUGGCUCCUAUGUACUAUCGUGGUGCUGCUGCGGCUAUAGUUGUGUAUGACAUUACAAGCAUGGAUUCUUUUGUGCGAGCAAAGAAGUGGGUUCGAGAAGUGCAAAGACAAGCAAAUCCGAGUUUGACAAUGUUUUUGGUGGCUAACAAGGCUGAUUUGGAAAACGAGAGAAAAGUCAGAAACGAGGAGGGAGAGGAAUAUGCCAAAGAAAAUGGCCUGUCUUUUCUCGAAACUUCAGCAAAAACAGCACAGAAUGUCAAUGAACUCUUCUAUGAAAUAGCUAAGAGAUUGGCAAAAGCCAACCCUUCACGUCAAACUGGAAUCAAGCUGCAUAGCAGACCUCAAGAAACUAGGAGGAGACUGUUUUGUUGUGCUUAAUGGCAUGUUUUUAGUCUCAUCAUUUUGGAAGUAUUGUUAUUUAUAAUAUUGGCAUGUCUUUUGUACUCAAAUAAACCCGGAAACAUAAUUCACUACCCACUGCUCUAUGGGAAAUCGUAUCCACAUCAUCACUCUAUCCAUCAUGAGUUAAACUUGUUAACCAGUGGGAGCGAGAUACAUCCAGAAUCCAGGUCCAUUGUUGAUCUCUACCUACUUUCUCAGACAAGAAGAACAAACAUUUGUUCAGUGUACAUUUAAGAUCUCACACCCAAAGUUAAUUUUUACAUUUUUUCCUUUUUAACGCUUACAACUGGUUUCUGUAAAGACAUUAUCUAAGUACAAAAGUGUGGCUCUGUUGGUAACGCUUGGUGUUGGCGAAUUUUACAUUGUACGAGUUUUAUAAGAGUUAUGUUGUAGUAAAAAUAAUUAUAUAAUGUUAUAGAGAUUUAUUUUG
This is a messenger RNA of Gastrolobium bilobum, 1213 nucleotides long. RefSeq names its product ras-related protein RHN1-like. Bases 160 to 759 code for a protein of 199 amino acids. Gene Ontology annotation, molecular function: GTPase activity; GTP binding. The record is from RefSeq and is a predicted model, not a curated record. The transcript is spliced from 7 exons. Lineage: Eukaryota; Viridiplantae; Streptophyta; Magnoliopsida; Fabales; Fabaceae.